Messenger RNA from Vicugna pacos (alpaca), 4261 nucleotides. RefSeq names its product alkB homolog 1, histone H2A dioxygenase (gene ALKBH1). Gene Ontology annotation, biological process: oxidative RNA demethylation. NCBI's taxonomy places the organism in Eukaryota, Metazoa, Chordata, Mammalia, Artiodactyla, Camelidae. The record is from RefSeq and is a predicted model, not a curated record. Gene Ontology annotation, cellular component: cytoplasm; nucleus. Gene Ontology annotation, molecular function: oxidative RNA demethylase activity; broad specificity oxidative DNA demethylase activity; ferrous iron binding.
GCUUCCGGGCCAGAGGAGGCCGGGCAAGCGAGAUGGGGAAGAUGGCGGCAGCCAUGGGCUCUGUGGCGACACUGGCGACGGAACCUGGGGAGGACGCCUUUCGGAAGCUUUUCCGCUUCUACCGGCAGAGCCGCCCCGGGACCGCAGACCUGGGAGGGGUCAUCGAUUUCUCGGCGGCCCAUGCAGCCCGCAGCACGGGUCCUGGUGCCCACAAGGUGGUCAGAUCUCAGCUAAAUGUGUCCUCAGUCAGUGACCACGAUGCAUACAGAGCAGGACUUCAGCCAGUCAGCAAGUGGCGAGCCUACGGACUCCAAGGAUAUCCUGGGUUUAUUUUUAUCCCAAACCCCUUCCUCCCAGGUUACCAGUGGCACUGGGUGAAGCAGUGCCUUAAGUUAUAUUCCCGGAAACCUAAUGUAUGUAACCUGGACAAACACUUGGUUACAGAAGAGACCCAGGAUUUGUGGGAACAGAGCAAAGAGUUUCUAAGGUAUAAAGAAGUGAAUAAACGGAGACCCCGAAGUUUACUAGAGAAACUGCGCUGGGUGACCCUAGGCUACCAUUAUAACUGGGACAGUAAGAAAUACUCAGCAGAUCAUUAUACGCCUUUCCCUUCUGACCUGGCUUUCCUCUCAGAGCAAGUAGCCGCUGCCUGUGGAUUUCAGGGUUUCCGGGCUGAAGCAGGUAUCCUGAAUUACUACCGAUUAGACUCCACACUGGGGAUCCACGUAGACAGAUCUGAACUGGAUCACUCCAAACCCCUGUUAUCAUUCAGCUUCGGACAGUCUGCCAUCUUUCUCCUGGGUGGCCUCAAAAGAGAUGAAGCUCCCACCCCCAUGUUUAUGCACAGCGGUGACAUUAUGGUAAUGUCAGGUUUCAGCCGCCUGUUGAACCAUGCAGUCCCAAGGGUCCUUCCCAGUCCUGAAGGGGAAAGCCUGCCUUGCUGCCUUGAGACUCUACUCCCAGCUGACCUCCCUAGAGACUCAGUGGUGGAGCCCUGUUCUGUGGAGGACUGGCAGGUGUGUGCUAGCUACUUGAAAACUGCUCGUGUUAACAUGACUGUUCGACAGGUGCUGGCUGUAGGUCAAGACUUCCCUUUGGAACCCAUGGAAGAGAAUAAAAGAGACGUCACCACAGGUUUCUGCCAUCUCGACGAUGAGACCAGCCAAGUAAAACGGGCUAGGUUAAACCCUGACUGCUGAGACUUGGAGAGCCCAUUCUUUUACUCAGGCAGGUCUUAACAGUAAAUGACCAUGCUGUUUUGUAUUACCAUAAACUUUAGCACCAAGCCAAAAACAGAGACAAGGAAAAACUCAUCAUUGAUCACACUGUUGCCUUGGAACCCACCCAGAAGAGAAAACUGAUUAACCGCUUGUUCAGAGAAGUGUUUGUCAUGGUCCAGUCCAGAUUAGGUUUUGGUACUAAGGUAUGCGUGAAGUCCAAGGAGGUGUGACCUUCCACAACAGCCUUCUCAGCCUGUGCAGUUACCUCUGAGGGAGGUAGAAGUGUUUCCAUGUCUAUCGAGUCUUUAAAUACCUCAGGUUUUAUUGAUGGGAAACAUAAUACCCCUCUCACCACCCAUCUAGUGAUUUGUGGUAAAAUUGUGGUUCCAUAAACCAACCAAUAGUCUUACCUUCUUAAUUCUUUCAUUCAACAUCAAAUUCUUUGAUCUUCUCUGACCUUCACAGAAGAGUCCUGUACACAUUAAGACAGUGGAACUGAAAAUCACAUCCCCUGGAAAAGAAAUUAAUCACAGCUAUCUCUCUUGCUUAAAAGAUAAAUACGUCUAAACCCAAGGAAGGAGGAACAGUAGUUUCUCCAGACGUCUUUUAGGUCUCUAAGCUUUUCCCGUUGGCUUUUAAACGCAAUUUUAAUUGUUGGACUAAGAAAGUCCAAAGGGUAUUCUGUAACUGUUUUCUCCAUGAAUAAACUUACUCAGUUUUAAAUUAAAGAUCUGUAUCUCUUUUUGAGGGUAAAUGUAUCUGUGAUUGGUUUUUUUUUCCCCCUGUUUUCACUUGCUGUAUUGUUCAUGCUUUUGAAGCCCUCUAGCUGUUUCUGCUCUAAGUAUUCUUUGUGGCUGUCUCACCGGAGAGAAUAUUCCUUGAUAUUCCAGUCACUGCUGUCUUUUUUGAUUAUAGACAGCUUGGAAAAUGCACAAAGCACUGAGCUUUAAUCUGUGUACCCCCAACAACUCAACUCACGGUACCCUGGGCUAAGUUACCUUACAUUUCUCUGGGCCUCAGUUACCUCAUUUGUAAAAUGAAGAUAAUAUUUACUACCAUCUUCCUUAAGGGUAUUGAUAUUUCAAAUGAUAAUGGGAAUUUCAUGCUCCUUUCUAGAAACAUGAUAUGCCGAUAAUUUAUUAUUAUAUAGACUCCUAGAAACAUUCCAGCUUAUUCGUUUAUGUGGACAAGUGACCAGAAGCUUCUUUGAUACCUGCUGUUUGUGACAUGUCUUGCCACAUUUGCAUCUCAUUUGUCCUGCCUUUUAUUUCUUAUGAGCAUUUUUGAAGGAAUAAAAAUAGACGUAUCCCUUAUUUGUAACAAGGUUCUAAAAUUAGUAGGUGAUAGGAUAAUUUUCUAUCAUUAAAAUUACCACUGGAAAAAUCCCUUAAAUUUUCCUUAAUGUCCUUUAUAUGAAUACUGUUUACAUUAUUUGUGACCCACUGAAAACCCACAUGUCAUUUAGUAAAUCCAGCAGUCACUUUGUCCUUCAGCAUUAGAACAAAUCACUCUCCAGUCAGUUGAUUAUUAGGUGAAGGUGUUGGCUUGUGUUCAGGGGCAGUGUUCUACAAAAAAAUACAUACCCAAACUGUAAACUCACACUCCAGGAAAUGAGAUACAUGUGCUAUGAGAAGCGUGUGGAAACUGAGGCCAGCCAAGAGAGAGCAGAUUCCUCUCCUAACCCAGGCUUCCUCGGGGGAUGUGCUCAUGAGCUCACUUGUGGGGGCAAGGGGGGGCUUAGCACAAUUAAGCACUCUCAUUUUUAUGUGUAUUUAUUUCUGUGAGGCACAUAUAGUUGAAGAUGUAUAUAAUACAACUCUAUUUUUGACAGCAGAAAAUUACACAACUCAGAAAAAAGGAAAAAUUGGCAAUUUUUCUACAUUUAAAUGAGGAUGAGUCCCUCCACCCCCGCCCAGUUUGUUCUAGUUGUCAACCAGAUAUUUGCUAAGUCAGGUCAGCAAACUAUGACUCACCCCCUGUUUUUUUACUGCGCAUGGACGAAGAAUAGUUUCUACAUUUCUAAAUGGUUGGGGGGAAAAAUCAAAAGAAGAGUAAUAUUUUGUGACACAUGAAAACUACAUGAAAUUCAAAUUUCUACAUCCACAAAUAGUUUUAUUGGAACACACCCGCAAUAAAUCAUUUACAGGUUAUCUGUGGUUGCUUUCAUGUUAAAAUGGCAGAGUUGAAUAAUUGCAACAGGGACCAUGUAGCCUACAAAGCCUGAAAAAGAUAGCAUUUAGCCUUUACACAGAAUGUUUGCUGACACCCAGAAAGGGAACUAGACCCCUAAAAAGGAACCUGAAACCAAGAGAAGGGCCCAAGGAGAAGUUGUGUUUGUUUCUUUAUUAUUUCAUAUCAAAAAUGCCAGGGUAGAUAUUCAGUGUGACCAAGGAUGUACGUGGUAGGAAGGGUGGAGUCACAAAUGUUAGACCCGGGAAAAUUGGCACUCUAAUACUGUGCUGGUGGGAACGUAAAUUGCUGUAGCCUCUAAGGCUCAGUUUGGCGUCAUACGACAUGUAAUUCUACAUCCCAGUUUGGACAGGGCUGUCCUGAAUGACGUUCCCUUUUCCUCUCUGAAGGGUUCUGGUUUGAUGAUAAAUAAUAUAUAUCAUCCUAAUUAUGUUCUAAAACGUGUACCAUUUGAACCUAUAAAUUUCACUUCUAGUUAAGUCUAAGGGAGUUAUUGAAGCUGUCCACAAGAUUUUUGUGUAAGAAUAUAAUAGUGAAAGUUUGAAAUAAGUUCAGUAUCCAGCGAUGAGGAGUUGGUUGAUUAAAUUCGUGUAUUUGUUCAAUAAAUGGUUAUUGAGCACAGUUCUAUAUGAGUCACUGUUCUUUGCUCAAAAGGACCUGUCUUUGUGGUACUUAUAUCCUAAUGGGUGUGACAUAACCAAACAGUGGAAAACUAUAGCUAUUAAAAGUCAUGUUUUGGAAGAACAAGUACAGAUAGGAGGAAAUACUUGUAUUAAUGAGAAAAUCCAGUUGUGAAACCAUGCAUAGUAACCUAAUUCUGUAUAGAAUGUUCACCUAUUAAAAAAAAAAAA